AGCACCAGGCAGCAGCCAUAUUGAGUGUUUUAAGAAGAUAUUUCUGGCAUCAGUUUUCAAUCGUUACCAGUCUUAUUGGUGGACAUGACGAUUUUGUGCGUGCUGUGAGAGACCUUGUUCUUGAAAGUAUCGAUUUUAAAUUCAACAUUCUUGACAUCUUCGUUAUAAAAGGAAAGACAAAAGAUGAAAUCGGACAGAACUGGAAUUUUUAAAAAACAGUGACGCUCGGGUUAUUGUUCUUUACGUCACCAAAGAUGAGGGAAGCAGCAUCAUGGGAGCAGCCAAUGAUCUGGGACUUACGGGAAUGAAUUACAUGUGGAUCGCCACUCAAUCUGCAGUAGGGUCAGGAAUUGUGAAAUACGCUCCAAGUGAGUUCCCUACUGGCAUGUUAGCCAUUCACUUCAACGCCAGCACGUUAAAACUUGAAGAUGAAAUGGAGCGAGCCAUUUCGAUAUUUUUUUACGGCUUGGAGCUUUUCGUGAGUGACCAAUCUAACCUUAAUGUGAACUUGUCCCAUAACGUACAAUGUUACGGUCCUGGAGAUACGCAUUGGAGUCGUGGAGAUCUAUUCUACAGGUACCUCCGGAACGUUAGUAUAAAUACGCCACAGGACCAGUCUAAUGUGGAGUUCAAUAUUGAUGGCACCCUGAAGUACGUUAAGCUUGAAGUUGUCAACUUAAACAGAAGAAAAAUGUGGGAGAAGGUCGGUUCUUGGACAGAAGGUGGACUAGAAAUCAAAGAUAUCGUCUGGCCGGGUGACUCCCCAGUGCCACCUCCAGGUGUUCCAGAGAAGUUUAAUUUAAAGAUCACGUUUAUGGAAGAACCACCCUAUGUGAAUAUAUUUCCAAUGGACAGCGAAACAGGAGAGUGUAAAGCCAGUAGAUCCGUCCGAUGUAGAAUUGUUCCUGAUACCCAACUUACAGAGGUUAAUAUGUCUGAAGCAAUCCACGAUCCACGAUACUUUAAGUGCUGUUCUGGAUUCUGUAUAGACCUACUACAGAAUUUCGCCGCUGACCUGGGAUUCACAUACGACUUGUUUCGUGUUUCCGAUGGAACUUGGGGUGUACUAAACAAUGGCAGCUGGAAUGGUCUGAUAGCUGAAGUUAUAAGAGGCAAGGCAGACUUAGUCGUGACCAGCAUUAAGAUCAAUUCGGAUAGACAAACGGCAGUUGAUUUCACGGUGCCCUUUCUGGAGACAGGAAUAACCAUCGCUGUAUCCAAACGCACCGGUAUCGUUUCUCCGAAAGCCUUUCUCGAACCGUUUGAUACAGUCACCUGGCUGUUGAUUCUUCUAGUAAGUAUUCAACUUGCGGCUUUAUUCAUAUUUGCCUUUGAGUGGAUGAGUCCAUCCGGGUAUGACAUGAAGGCGGUCCUCCCUGCAGAUCACAAGUUUUCCCUGUUUCGUACCUACUGGUUAGUGUGGGCUAUUUUGUUCGGUGCUAGCGUCAACGUUAACUGUCCCCGAGGGUACACAGCGAAAUUCAUGUCGAGUGUAUGGGCAAUGUUUGCAGUGGUCUUCCUCGCAUUGUAUACAGCAAAUUUAGCUGCGUUCAUGAUCACCAGGGAAGAGUAUUACGACUUGACUGGAAUUGAUGAUAAACGAGUAAGCAACCCCUGGUUGUCGGAUCCGCCGUUUCGUUUUGGCACUAUUCCUGACGGUAAUACAGAAGCAGUCCUGAAGAAUAAUAAACCUGAAAUGCACAAUUAUAUGAAACCUUUCAACCGCUCGUCAGUAACAGAAGGUGUUAAAGCAGUGAAGAAAGGGGAACUAGACGCCUUCAUCUAUGACGCCACUGUCUUGGAAUACCUAGCAGGACAAGACAAUGAAUGUCGUUUGUUAACUGUUGGCACGUGGUAUGCCACCACUGGCUAUGGUUUUGCUCUACCCAAAACUUCCAAGUAUUUAAGUAUGUUUAACAAAUGGAUGAUACACUACAGAGAAAAUGGAGACCUAGAGCGUCUACAAAGAUUUUGGCUACAGGGGGCUUGCAAACCAAAGAAAAAUAAAAGAAAUGCGACUAAUCCCCUGGACGUCAACCAGUUUAUGAGUGCCUUCCUCCUCCUUGGCUGUGGUGUCCUGUUCACAGUUCUCUUGUUGGGGGUGGAGCACAUAUACUUUAAGUACCUCAGGAAGCACCUAGCCAAAACUGACUCUGGGGGUUGUUUUGCUCUUCUAAGUUUGAGCAUGGGGAAAUCUCUAAGCUUUCGUGGGGCCGUUUUUGAAGCCCAGGAUAGACUGAAACACCACCGGUGUCAUGACCCAGUGUGUGACACGCAACUGUGGAAAGUUCGACAUGAGCUGGACAUGACCCGACUGCAACUUCGGCAACUUGAGAAAAAGCUAAACAAAAGGCCUUCUCCUGUUCAGCUCGGGACUCCAAGAGACUUAACCAGACGACAUCUUCGCACCAACGAAACUCUCCUGUUACGUCCCCCCCACACUGAUUAUGGCAGGUACUUUCGUGAAUCCCUUGGAAGUACCGAAAUUGCUGAAAUCGAAACUGUUUUGUGACUCUGGAGGCUUUAGGGGCGUAACGCAAUGUGCAGGAUAAAAGACGCACAUCCUUCUAAACCUCCUUCAACGUGUCAAAGUAAAAAUAUUAAAGAACUUGAAACAAAUAAUAACUGAAAUGAAUGAAUAUCGUGUCGUGUUUUCUGUGAAGUUAUUUACCAAAGGUACGUGUGACUUUUCUCCUAUUUAUGACGCUACUUUAUACUUGUUGAACAAUAUUUUAUAACUUGCUAUUUUGUUUUGUAAACGUUUCUCAACGAAAUAUUUAGACUGAAAGUGAAUUUCAAUGUCGUUUCCUCGUUCUGCUUGUUCUCUUGAAUUACAAGUGAUUAAGAUGUUACUCAGGAAAUUGUUACUAAGUGUAUUUUGGUCGAUCUUGAAGUAGUUUCAAGUUGAUCCAAAUGUUGUAAACAAUAUGCUCUCUAUUAUUUACGAUAUCCAGUUCGUGUGGAUGGUUAUUUAUAUUGUUAAGAAGUUAAAAGAUCGUUUUCGAGAGUUUUAAAUAAGUUUUUUCAUAAUCAUAGAAACGUACUUCUUUCUGCAAGUAGUUUAUCUUUCACUUACUUCAAAUUUAAUACAAAAAAAAACGCUUUUAUAAAUUAAUUCCAUUUAAAUGUUCUCGCUCUAUCUUCUUGUCUUUAUGAAUAUCAUUCUCUGAAGAAGAGAAACAAAUAAAUGAAUGUAUAAUGAGCCAUUAUGUGGUGCUUUUCUAAACUAGAAACGAUUAGAAAAUAUUCCAAGUAUUUUAGAAAUUGUAAUUGCUAUAAAUAAAUUUUUCUUUUAAACUUU
Molecule: messenger RNA, 3301 nt
Organism: Limulus polyphemus (Atlantic horseshoe crab)
Lineage: Eukaryota; Metazoa; Arthropoda; Merostomata; Xiphosura; Limulidae
Product: glutamate receptor ionotropic, NMDA 2B-like
Exons: 14
Coding region: 272-2512 (746 amino acids)
Biological process (GO): modulation of chemical synaptic transmission; monoatomic ion transport; synaptic transmission, glutamatergic
Cellular component (GO): plasma membrane; postsynaptic membrane
Molecular function (GO): NMDA glutamate receptor activity; transmitter-gated monoatomic ion channel activity involved in regulation of postsynaptic membrane potential
Source: RefSeq, a predicted model, not a curated record